AUGGCUGCCCCACACCCCAGAAUGCCCGGCUUCCAGUCCGCUGGAUUGCCUAGAGCCCCAAACAUGACCAAAGUCGCAACCGGACCGGUAGCAAGAAUGCUCCCAACUCUGGUGGUCGUCGGUGCUGUCAGCUGCGUCGUCACAUAUGUCGGCUCUCAACUGUCUCACAGCAAGAACGAGUAUAGCAGAAUCUUCGCCCAGCAAAACACUCCAGUGGUUGAGGCCCACAGACGGGCCCAGCUGCAAGUCGAAACCAUGGGCGACCCCCGGAAGAGCUUGUUCAACGUUCUGGGCUGGUGA
Molecule: messenger RNA, 300 nt
Organism: Pestalotiopsis fici W106-1
Lineage: Eukaryota; Fungi; Ascomycota; Sordariomycetes; Amphisphaeriales; Sporocadaceae
Exons: 2
Coding region: 1-300 (99 amino acids)
Source: RefSeq, a predicted model, not a curated record